GCCUUCCCAGGUUCACCAGUCAGCCAGAAUCAUCGUCUGUCUAUAAAGGAAACAGUGCAAUCCUUAACUGUGAAGUCAAUGUUGACCUUGCACCAUUUGUAAGGUGGGAGCAGGAUCGUCAGCCAGUCUUUCUGGAUGAUCAUGUAUUUAAAUUGCCAAGUGGAGCUCUAAUUAUUAGCAAUGCUACUGAUAUGGAUGGAGGACUCUAUCGCUGCAUCAUUGAAAGUGGUGGGACCCCCAAAUACAGUGACGAAGCAGAGCUCAAAAUUCUUCCAGAUCCAGAGGUGCCACAGAGCUUGAUGUUUGUGAGGCAGCCCUCUUCACUUACUAAAGUUACUGGGCAAAGUGCAGUUUUUCCAUGUGUUGCCGUAGGAUUUCCAACUCCAUAUAUCAGGUGGACAAGAAAUGAAGAGGAGCUUAUCACAGGAGGCUAUGAAAGAUUUCUUCUGCUUGCGGGAGGCAGUCUGGAGAUCAGUGAUGUUACAGAAGAGGAUGCUGGGACGUAUAUCUGCAUAGCAGAUAACGGAAAUGAGACGAUUGAAGCUCAAGCAGAACUUACAGUUCAAG
Messenger RNA from Pelecanus crispus (Dalmatian pelican), 567 nucleotides. The record is from RefSeq and is a predicted model, not a curated record. NCBI's taxonomy places the organism in Eukaryota, Metazoa, Chordata, Aves, Pelecaniformes, Pelecanidae.